Molecule: messenger RNA, 564 nt
Organism: Condylostylus longicornis
Lineage: Eukaryota; Metazoa; Arthropoda; Insecta; Diptera; Dolichopodidae
Exons: 3
Coding region: 1-564 (187 amino acids)
Biological process (GO): tetrahydrofolate interconversion
Cellular component (GO): cytosol
Molecular function (GO): methenyltetrahydrofolate cyclohydrolase activity; methylenetetrahydrofolate dehydrogenase (NADP+) activity
Source: RefSeq, a predicted model, not a curated record
AUGGAGAAUAGAUCUAAUUUGAUUGAUGAGAUGAUUAUGAAAAACGAAAGAUCAUCAAAAUCUCUUGAUGUUUCUUUUGAGGAAACGAAGUCCUUUGAUCCUCCACAUUUAGCGGUCGUAAUUGUUGGUGAUCGCAAGGACUCAUUAGCCUAUGUGAAGAAGAAAGUGGAAACUUGCCAAAAACUGGAAUUAAGUCCUCAGUACACCGGCUACCGUCAACAACGAUACCAUUCGAAGGAUGUUGAUGGGCUUCAUCCUCACAAUAUGGGGUGCCUGGCGUCUUCAGACCCUCUUUGCGAACAAAGCCAGGCGCAAUCAAGUGAGAAGCAACAAAUCCAAAUGGAAAUGAUCAAUGAGAUAGAACGCUUGGGAAAGAUGGAAUCGCAUCAUUUUUUCUCUCCUUGCACGGCAAAGGGGGUCGUUGAACUGCUUCUUCGCAGUGGAGUAACGAUUGCCGGCUCGAACGUCACUGUGGUGGGACGCUCUCUGCUCGUUGGUCUUCCUGUUUCUCUGCUUUUUACAAAAACAUCACGCAACCGUCACGAUGUGUCACUCAAAGACUGA